AGUUACAUUUCUGCGUUACCAUAGUAACCAUAUGUUGCAUCUUGCUGUAACUAAGCAACAGUGUCGACAUUUUUUACUUAACAAUAAUGAGUGAUAAUAGUAUAAGAUCUGUCUCAUAUAUAUUUGUAUAUAAUUCUAAGUUUUCUCCAAUUUGCAACUUUUUAUCAAUCAAAGAUUCAAAUUUGUAGAUAACCUUCUUUUAUAGCUAUGUUCAGACAAACAAAUGAAUUUUUCGUUUUGAUCCGAUGCAAAAUCUUAUCGAGAUCUUAUCUUCGUACAUUUAAUAUUUGUAAUUAAAACAAACAAUGUUAUUCAAUCAUCUGUUAUUCAAGCCCUGCAUCCGUAACUGGAUCAUACCGUAGUCUGUAGACCUAGUAAUGCGCAUGCGUCUGCUGUCGAAAUCUUGUGGACCUUUCAACCUGUUUCAAAGAAAAUGCCACUUGAAUCUGUACAAGACCAACCUAAUUAUAUGAACAAUUUAAAGGAUGGAAUUAUUGACUUUCUUGCUGGUUCAAUUGGUGGAGUAGCAUUAGUAUAUAUUGGUCAACCAUUGGAUACAGUUAAAGUAAAAAUGCAAACAUUUCCAUCGAUUUACAAAGGAAUGAUUGAUUGUUUUGUAAAAACAGUUAAAACAGAUGGAAUAGUAAGAGGUUUAUAUGCAGGAACUGUGCCUGCUAUUGUAGCUAAUGUAGCUGAAAAUUCAGUAUUAUUCACUGCUUAUGGUGGAUGCCAAAAAGUUGUUUCUAAAAUAUUAGGUUUAGACAAAGUUGAGGAUCUUAGUUCAUUGGGCAAUGCGUGUGCUGGAUUUUCCGCUGCAUUUUUUUCUUCAUUAACAUUAUGCCCAACAGAACUCAUUAAGUGUAAAUUACAAGCAAUGCACGAAAUGCAAUAUCAGACCAACAUGCCAAACACAAUUAUGAAACGAAUAGGACCAUGGGAGUUGACUAGAAAUAUCCUUAGAGAACAAGGUAUAAGAGGUCUAUUUACGGGUCUAACCUCGACCAUAGCCAGAGAAAUGCCAGGUUAUUUCUUUUUUUUUGGUGGUUAUGAAGUUACAAGAGAACUUUUAGCAAAUUCGAAUCAAAAGAGAGAUGACAUUGGUUGGCAAAAAACGGUGAUAGCUGGUGGUGUGGGUGGUACGGUUUUUUGGCUUGUCAUUUUUCCAGCAGACGUAGUUAAAAGUAGAAUACAAGUACAAAAUCUAAAAACAUCUGCUUUAGUGAUCACAAAAGAUAUUAUAAAAAAGGAAGGAAUUGGGGCAUUGUAUAAUGGUCUAACGCCAACUUUAAUAAGAACAAUACCAGCAACUGCAACAUUAUUUUUAGCUUUUGAAUAUAGUAAAAAGCUAAUGCACAGAUUUGUUGAUAACUAACUUGGUUUUUAAUACGUUUCUUAAUUAUUGGCUACCUCAAAUAUUUUUAAUGAAUUAAACAAAAUAUAUUGGUUUCAGAUUUUUUUGAUAAAAUUGGUUUUGCUGAGAUGAAAUUCUGAUGUUCAUCGAUACCAACGACAAUAUUAUUUUUUACAAAU
Polistes dominula (European paper wasp) is the source of this 1530-nucleotide messenger RNA. Its product is annotated as mitochondrial ornithine transporter 1. The record is from RefSeq and is a predicted model, not a curated record. Gene Ontology annotation, molecular function: L-ornithine transmembrane transporter activity. Gene Ontology annotation, biological process: mitochondrial L-ornithine transmembrane transport. Lineage: Eukaryota; Metazoa; Arthropoda; Insecta; Hymenoptera; Vespidae. Gene Ontology annotation, cellular component: mitochondrion.